This is a messenger RNA of Anoplopoma fimbria (sablefish), 561 nucleotides long. It is a transcript of the gene apoda.1, whose product is annotated as apolipoprotein Da, duplicate 1. Gene Ontology annotation, biological process: lipid transport; brain development; tissue regeneration. Gene Ontology annotation, molecular function: lipid binding. The record is from RefSeq and is a predicted model, not a curated record. Lineage: Eukaryota; Metazoa; Chordata; Actinopteri; Perciformes; Anoplopomatidae. Bases 1 to 561 code for a protein of 186 amino acids. The transcript is spliced from 4 exons.
AUGAAGUUAUUUUUUGUUGUAGUUUUUGCCUUCAUCGUCCCGCUCAUCAGGGCUCAGGUUCCCCAUUGGGGUCCAUGUCCAGAGCCAGAGGUUCAACCGGCCUUCAACCUUAAACAGUUCAUGGGAAGAUGGUUUGAAAUUACCAAACUGCCGGCCCAGUUUGAGAAGGGCCGGUGCAUUGAAACCAAUUUCACUUUGAAGACAGACAACUCCAUUCGAGUGGUCAGCUCUGAAAUACUAAAAUCAGAGCUGAGGAAAAUCGAAGGGACUGGAGUCAUAGAGGAUAUGAAGAAUCCGGCUAAACUGGGAAUAACUUAUUCUUACGUCCUGCCCUACUCCCCUUACUGGAUCCUGUCCACUGACUACGAGAACUCGGCCCUGGUGUAUUCCUGCACUGACAUCCUGAGGAUUUUCCACGUCGACUUCGCCUGGAUCCUGGGCCGGACACGAACCCUGCCGGAAGCCACCGUCCAGAAAGCCAUGGAUAUCUUCGCGAAGAACAACAUCGACGUGAGCAGGAUGAUUCCCAGCAGGCAGAAGGACUGUGACAAAACUCUCUGA